Molecule: messenger RNA, 1803 nt
Organism: Rasamsonia emersonii CBS 393.64
Lineage: Eukaryota; Fungi; Ascomycota; Eurotiomycetes; Eurotiales; Trichocomaceae
Product: DNA-directed DNA polymerase
Exons: 3
Coding region: 1-1803 (600 amino acids)
Biological process (GO): translesion synthesis
Molecular function (GO): damaged DNA binding; DNA-directed DNA polymerase activity
Source: RefSeq, a predicted model, not a curated record
AUGUCCCUGCGGAGAGACGACAGCCGCGUCAUUAUCCACUUUGACUAUGACUGCUUCUACGCGUCCGUCUUCGAGGCAGAGAACCCCGCGCUGAAGUCCCUUCCGCUCGCCGUCCAGCAGAAACAGAUCGUCGUGACCUGCAACUAUGAGGCCCGACGACGCGGAUUGCGGAAACUGCAGCUCAUCAAGGAGGCCAAGAAGAUCUGCCCGGACGUCGUCAUCGUCCUUGGAGAGGAUCUGACCAAGUUUCGGGACGCGUCCAAGGGACUCUAUGCCUUUCUUCGUUCCUUCCUCUGGGGCGCACGCAUCGAGAAGCUUGGCUUUGAUGAGGUCUUCCUCGAUGUUACCGAGAUGAUCGACUACAAUGUCGAUUUACUGAACCAGCACGACCUGGCUCACUCCUUCUUCCACCUAGAUAAGCUGGAUCCCACCCGGGGCUUCGAAUUCGAUGCUACCCGGUUCUGUGGCCCUACCUAUCCGGCUUCACCUGACGAUGCAGCAGUGCUCUCCGAUGCUCUGUCCAUGCGUCUCAUUCUGGGGUCUCACUUGGCUAACCACCUCCGGACUCGACUCGAAGAGGAGCGGGGCUACACUGCCACUGUUGGCGUGUCCACAUCAAAGUUACUGGCAAAGCUGGUAGGCAAUGUCAACAAGCCGAACAAUCAGACAACGCUUAUUCCACCUUAUGUUGGGGACGGGAGCAAUGUCACUCGUUUUCUCGACUCGCAUGAGGUUGGCAAAGUCCCGGGUAUCGGGUUCAAGCUAGCUCACAAGCUGAGAACACAUAUUCUGGGCCGCGAACCGAGCUCGGAGCCUUACACAGCACAGCCUCACGAGGAUCGGGUCACUGUGCGGGAUGUUCGUUUGUCCCCCGGCAUGGGGCCUGCCCUAUUACACAAGAUUCUAGAUGGACCAGGUGCGCCCAAAGACAUCGGAGUCCGGGUAUGGGCUCUGUUAAACGGUGUCGAUUCCUCGGAGGUCCAGGAGGCAAGAACCGUGCCCACUCAGAUUAGCAUUGAGGACUCUUACCGGGGACUAGACCAUUUUGAUGCAGUGAAAAAAGAGCUCCGAUCCCUGGCUGUCAGUCUAAUCCGUCGGAUGCGAGUCGAUCUGACCGAGGAAGAUCCCGAAGAUGUGCCAGCUACUGAGAUGGAGGGGCUGCAGAGAGCCCGAAAGGUGCGCUGGCUGGCCCAUCCACGCACCCUUCGGCUCUCUACGCGCCGUCGAGCGCCGUCGAAUCCGGAUGGCUCGCGUGAUCACAGCUUCAAUCGGGUCUCCCGCUCCGGCCCUGCUCCGUCAUUCAUCUUCAAUCUGGAAGAUAGCGUUGAGGCUGUUGCGAAUCGGCUUGUCGAUGAAAGCCUGCUCUCUAUGUUCCGCAAGCUCCACCCCGAGAAAUCGUUUAGGGACCUGGGCUUGAUCAACGUCGCCGUGACGAACAUGGUCGAGAGUGCUGGGGAGCAAAAGCAGAGCAGUGGGCGGGACAUUAGUAAGAUGUUGAGGCAACAGGAAUCGGUUCUGAAGGACUGGAGGGCAUCAGAGCCCAGCUCUUCAUCUGUGCAGUUGGGGGGUUCUCAGCUCUCCCAAGAAGCGACUACCAACAUGCCAAGUUCGGCUCCACCCCGUGACACCCUUGGACAACAGCAGGAGAUGAAUGAUUCUUCCGUUGUUGAUGUCGAGGAUGCCACGUGGGAGGACAGUGAGGACGAGGAACUCAUCUCCAACUACCGGUGUGAUAAGUGCGGUGUGUUCAUCCCGCAUUUCGCACUCUCUGCUCAUGCUCAAUAUCACGAGGCUCCUGAUUGA